AUGUAUAAAUCGCCAUGUAGUCGUUUUUCAGGUUUGGUUGGUGCUAGUCUGAGGCAGAGACUACUUCAAAUUGUCCCACGAUGCCACCACAGUACUCGGACUAUCAUUAAGCUUUACAGAAGAGACUCAUCAGACUGGCUCACGUACCAGCACCUCAACUUUCUCAGACGACAGUAUGUCACAAAGAACAGAAAUGGGUUGCGCCAACGUGCUUCCCCAAAAGAGCAGCCAUCACUGACGGGGCUGGAGGAGGCCGAGGAGACCGUGGAGCGACAGGUGCAAAGGAUCCCGACCAUCGGCCUGGAGCAGCAGGAGUUGACCACCGAAGCCUCCACUGUGAACGCGUCACAGAGUAAUGCAGUCACUCCAGACGCCGCCGCUGAUGAAGACGAAACGCCACACAUCCAGCAGGAGACGGAGCUGUCCAAAGUGGCACGCCUCGAUAGACAGUGGAAAGAGCUGAAGGUGGAACUGAGCGAUCUCCCAGACGUGUAUGCACGACUGGCCAAGAUUAAACUCACAGCCCUGGUGGUUAUGACCGCUGCAGCAGGAUACGCAAUGGCCCCAGUGCCCUUCGACCCGCUCUUCUUCUUUGUCUCGUCUCUGGGAACAGGCCUCGCUUCCUGCUCUGCCAACGCCAUCAACCAGUACUUUGAGGUCCCGUUCGACUCCAACAUGAACCGCACCAAGAACCGCCCACUGGUGCGAGGACAGAUCAGCCCGCUCCACGCCGUCUCCUUCGCCGCGGCUUGUGGCGUCUCCGGCGUGGCCCUGCUCGCUCUGACCGUGAACCCGCUCACCGGCUUCCUGGGCGCCCUCAACAUCCUCCUGUACACCUGCUGCUACACGCCGCUAAAGAGACUCAGCAUCAUCAACACCUGGGUGGGGGCCGUGGUGGGCGCCAUCCCCCCGGUCAUGGGCUGGACCGCGGCCACUGGAGCCCUGGAGCCCGGUGCUUUGUUGCUGGGUGCCUUCUUGUUCAGCUGGCAGUUCCCCCACUUCAACGCCCUCAGCUGGAACCUGCGCGAGGACUACUCCAGAGGGGGCUACCGCAUGAUGUCCGUCACCCACCCGGCCCUGUGCAGGCGGGUGGCUCUACGGCACAGCCUGGGGCUCAUCGGGCUGUCGACAGUGGCCCCCGUCCUGGACCUGACCACGUGGACUUUCCCCCUGGUCUCCCUGCCCAUUAACCUGUACAUUAGCUUCCUGGCCUUCCGCUUCUAUCGCCAAGGAGACCGCAGCAGUGCACGCAAGCUGUUCUUCUGCAGCCUGUGGCACCUGCCCAUGCUGCUGCUGCUGGCGCUCACGUGUAAGAAGCCGCGAAGAGACCGCGACGCCCCCGCUCCAGAGGCCGCGGCUCUCCCCGUGUGA
This is a messenger RNA of Knipowitschia caucasica, 1371 nucleotides long. NCBI's taxonomy places the organism in Eukaryota, Metazoa, Chordata, Actinopteri, Gobiiformes, Gobiidae. The record is from the annotation of a GenBank genome assembly.